Messenger RNA from Indicator indicator, 2727 nucleotides. RefSeq names its product discs large MAGUK scaffold protein 2 (gene DLG2). The coding region runs from base 1 to 2727 and encodes 908 amino acids. Gene Ontology annotation, molecular function: kinase binding. The transcript is spliced from 22 exons. Gene Ontology annotation, cellular component: postsynaptic density membrane; neuromuscular junction; neuron projection. Gene Ontology annotation, biological process: chemical synaptic transmission. The record is from RefSeq and is a predicted model, not a curated record. NCBI's taxonomy places the organism in Eukaryota, Metazoa, Chordata, Aves, Piciformes, Indicatoridae.
AUGCACGCACACCUUCCCAAGCAGCACAGCUGCGGCAGGGGGUCCGAGGGGCCGGACGCCGGCAGGAAUGUGCCUCCCGUAGCGAGGGAUGCCCACUGCGCCUGUCAUUGGCACCAGCAUCCUCCGGGGCUCCAGUAUAGCUCUCAGGCGCUUCCCUCCUGGGGACCUGGGGGUGCCAGCCAGAGCAGGAACAAGUGUGCCCGUUUGCGGGACACUCUGCGGAAGAGCCCGCAUAAAUCUUCAGCCAAGCCACAGGGCAGCCCGGGGGAGUGGUGGUCACAGUGCGCCUGUGCCCAUGGCUGGGCUCCCCCGGUGCAGGCAAGCCCUGCCCCUAUAAUUGUCAACACAGACACUUUGGACACAAUCCCUUAUGUCAAUGGAACAGAAAUUGAAUAUGAAUUUGAAGAAAUUACUUUGGAGAGGGGGAAUUCUGGCCUGGGGUUCAGUAUUGCUGGAGGAACAGAUAACCCACACAUUGGGGAUGAUCCUGGGAUAUUCAUUACUAAGAUUAUACCAGGAGGAGCUGCAGCAGAGGAUGGAAGACUCAGGGUCAACGAUUGCAUCUUGCGUGUGAACGAGGUCGACGUGUCCGAAGUUUCACACAGCAAAGCGGUGGAGGCCCUAAAGGAGGCUGGAUCCAUAGUACGAUUGUAUGUUCGUAGAAGGAGACCUAUUCUGGAGACCGUGGUGGAGAUCAAGUUGUUCAAAGGACCUAAAGGUCUGGGAUUCAGUAUUGCGGGAGGGGUUGGAAACCAACACAUCCCUGGAGACAACAGCAUUUAUGUCACUAAGAUUAUUGAUGGAGGAGCUGCACAAAAAGAUGGGAGGUUGCAGGUUGGAGAUAGACUUCUUAUGGUAAAUAAUUACAGUUUAGAAGAAGUUACCCAUGAAGAGGCAGUAGCAAUACUGAAGAACACCUCAGAUGUAGUGUAUCUGAAAGUUGGAAAGCCCACUACCAUUUACAUGACCGAUCCAUAUGGCCCACCAGAUAUUACUCACUCUUAUUCUCCACCAAUGGAAAAUCACAUACUCGCUGGAAACAAUGGCACUUUAGAAUACAAGACAUCCCUGGCCCCUAUCUCACCAGGAAGAUACUCUCCCAUUCCAAAGCACAUGCUUGUGGAGGAUGACUAUACCAGGCCUCCUGAACCUGUUUACAGCACUGUGAACAAACUGUGUGAUAAACCACCUUCUCCUAGGCACUAUUCCCCUGUCGAGUGUGACAAAAGCUUCCUUCUUACAGCUCCCUAUCCCCACUACCACGUAGGCCUGCUCCCUGACUCUGAGAUCACCAGUCAUUCCCAGCACAGCACUGCAACGCGUCCACCCACAGUGAGCUUGCAGCGGACCAUUUCAGUGGAAGGAGAGCCUCGAAAAAUCAUCCUGCACAAGGGCUCCACAGGACUUGGUUUUAACAUUGUGGGAGGAGAAGAUGGGGAAGGCAUUUUCGUGUCUUUCAUCCUAGCAGGCGGGCCUGCUGACCUCAGUGGAGAACUGCAGCGAGGAGAUCAAAUUUUGUCUGUGAACGGUAUUGAUCUUCGAGGCGCUACCCACGAGCAGGCUGCAGCUGCGCUGAAGGGAGCAGGGCAGACGGUAACAAUCAUAGCACAAUACCAGCCAGAGGAGUACGCUCGGUUUGAGGCAAAAAUCCAUGACCUACGUGAGCAGAUGAUGAAUCACAGCAUGAGUUCUGGGUCUGGCUCCCUGAGGACUAAUCAGAAGAGGUCACUGUAUGUCAGAGCCAUGUUUGACUAUGACAAGAGCAAAGACAGUGGCCUCCCAAGCCAAGGGCUCAGUUUUAAGUAUGGAGACAUUCUUCAUGUCAUCAACGCCUCGGACGAUGAAUGGUGGCAGGCAAGGAGGGUCACUCUGGAGGGAGACAGUGAGGAGAUGGGAGUUAUACCCAGCAAGAGAAGAGUUGAAAGGAAGGAGCGUGCACGUUUGAAGACAGUGAAAUUCAACGCAAAACCUGGCGUAAUCGAUGCAAAAGGGUCAUUCAAUGACAAGCGUAAAAAGAACUUCAUCUUUUCACGAAAAUUCCCAUUCUACAAGAGCAAGGAGCAGAGUGAGCAGGAAACAAGUGAUCCAGAACGAGGCCAAGAAGACUGCAUCUUUUCUUAUGAACCUGUCAGCAGACAGGAAAUUAAUUACACCAGGCCGGUUAUUAUUCUGGGUCCCAUGAAAGAUCGGAUCAAUGAUGAUUUGAUAUCUGAAUUCCCUGAUAAGUUUGGGUCAUGUGUACCACAUACCACACGGCCAAAGCGUGACUAUGAAGUGGACGGGAGAGAUUAUCAUUUUGUCAUUUCAAGAGAACAAAUGGAAAAAGAUAUCCAAGAGCACAAAUUUAUAGAAGCUGGGCAGUACAAUGAUAAUUUAUAUGGAACUAGUGUCCAGUCUGUGAGAUUUGUGGCAGAAAGGGGCAAGCACUGUAUACUUGAUGUGUCAGGAAAUGCCAUCAAACGACUACAGGUUGCACAACUCUAUCCCAUCGCUAUCUUCAUUAAGCCUAAAUCAUGGGAACCUCUGAUGGAAAUGAAUAAACGUCUCACAGAGGAGCAAGCAAAGAAAACCUAUGAUCGAGCAAUUAAACUAGAACAAGAAUUCGGAGAAUAUUUUACAGCUAUUGUCCAAGGAGAUAGCUUAGAAGAUAUAUAUAAUCAAUGCAAACUUGUAAUUGAAGAACAAUCUGGGCCUUUCAUCUGGAUUCCUUCAAAGGAAAAAUUAUAA